Musa acuminata subsp. malaccensis (wild Malaysian banana) is the source of this 2364-nucleotide messenger RNA. RefSeq names its product patatin-like protein 6. Gene Ontology annotation, biological process: lipid metabolic process. The record is from RefSeq and is a predicted model, not a curated record. NCBI's taxonomy places the organism in Eukaryota, Viridiplantae, Streptophyta, Magnoliopsida, Zingiberales, Musaceae.
ACUAGCGCAAGACAUGCUCUGAAACCACCUGUGUCCUUUUGUUCCCCUACUUCCCCUCCUCCAUUACCCACGACUUUCUCCUCCCCACCCCCUUCCUCCUCUCCCUUCUUUCUUGGCGUGCUCUGUGAAAAAGGGCGGAGGAAGAAGCUAAAAGCAGAGGAGCCAACGCCGCUCCUGCCAUUGAUAACACCUCCAUCCAUCCAUCCGUCCAUCCAUCAUUCGAAGACACAAAAGCCAAGAGAGAAAACGAGGAAGAGGAGGAGAUAGCAGGCCGUUUACCCCUCUGCCUUUUAGAUAGGAAGAAUCCAGUUUGGUAGUUGCGGAACUCUCCCCCUUCCCCUGUUUAGCCUCUCCUAUAAUUAUGUCUUCCUCCUCCGUUUGACCCCUUCUGUAUAUGCACAAAGCUCUUCCCCCCAAGCGCCCCUCGCCCUGCGCUGUCGUCCCGACACCACGACGAUGAGACGGGCUGAAUAGACAAGGCCCGAGGGAUGCAGAGAGGUGACGGGAUGGCUGCAGCUGAGGAGAUGCUGGUGACCGUGCGCCAGGGGAAGAAGAAGGGCAGCGGUGAGAUGAAGGAAGAUGACAAGGAGGAGGAGGAAGAGGCGAAUCCGAGCGUCGAUGCCGACAAGCUUAGCUACGAGAUUUUUUCCAUCUUGGAGAGCAAAUUCCUCUUUGGCUAUGAGGAUCAGAAGCUUUGGCUUACUAAGGAGCCUCCCUUGCCCGUCUCCGAUCCCGGCACGACGGCGGCUGUGGCGACGCCCUCCGUCAAGACUCAGAGGGGCAAGGUCCGCGUACUCUGCAUCGACGGCGGUGGCGGCGGCGGCAUGCGGGGCGUCCUCCCCGGUAAAGCCCUCGCGUACCUCGAGCAGGCCCUCAGGUCUAGGUCCGGCGAUCCCGACGCCCGGAUCUCCGACUACUUCGACGUCGCCGCCGGCACCGGCAUCGGAGGCGUCUUCGCUGCCAUGCUCUUCGCCACCCGCGACGGCUCCCGCCCACUGUUCCACGCCGAUGACACCUGGCGCUUCCUUGUCGACCACGGUGAACUCCUCUUCCGAAAAGCGUCCUCUUCCUCUUCUUCGUCAUCGUCCUCCCCCGCCUUCUUCCGCCGCGUCUUCCGAGGCGGGGUUGGCGGAGGAACCGCUGCGGCCACGGCGGCGAUGGAGAAGGUCAUGAAGGAGGCGUUCGGGGAGAGACUCACUCUGCGGGACACGGUGAAGCCGGUGCUGAUCCCGUGCCACGACCUUCGCAGUUCGGCGCCGUUCGUCUUCUCGCGCGCCGACGCUUUGGAGAGCGAGAGCUUCGAGUUCCGGCUGUGGGAGGUGUGCCGGGCAACAUGGGCGGAGCCGGGCCGGUUCGAGCCAGCUGAAAUACUGUCGGUGGACCGUGCCACCGUCUGCGUCGGCAUCGACGGCGGGCUUGCGAUGAGCAACCCGGCGGCGGCGGCCAUCACCCACGUCCUCCACAACAAGCAGGAGUUCCCCUUCGUCCGCGGCGUCGAGGACCUGAUGGUCCUCUCCCUCGGCUGCGGAGCGACCGGCGCUGCAACCGUCGUGCCGGAGGCAGACCAGCGCAGGCUCCGGCGAUGGGGCGCCAAGGAGUGGACCCGGCCGGUAGCCCGGAUCGCCGCCGACGGAGCCGCCGACCUGGUGGACCAAGCCGUGGCGAUGGCCUUCGGUCAGUGCCGGAGCUCCAACUACGUGCGUGUCCAGCCUUCAAGCAUGGGGAGAUGUGUUGUGGACGUGGAUAGCGACCCAAGCCCAGCAAAUGUAAAGGUCUUGUUGGAGGUAGCCGAAGAGAUGUUAAAGCAGAAGAAUGUAGAGUCAGUGCUAUUUAGUGGGAAGAGGAUCGGAGAGCAAACGAAUAUGGAGAAGUUGGAUAGAUUUGCAGGGGAGCUCGUGCUGGAGCACCAACAGAGGAGCUGCAGGAUAGCUCCCACAGUUGCAUUCAAGCAAGCAGCUUCCAGGUCCACGUAGACUUGUGAUGGGGCUGCCCACAAGAACUAAUCAUCUUUUUUUCUCCUGUCAUUUGCUGCUUCCAGAUCCUGCUGGUUUUUUCAUAGCAGAAUAGCAUUGAUCUCUAAAAAAAAAUGAAGAAAAUGCAAGGAAAUUGUGGGAUAUUCCAUUUGUUACGGUUAGGAAAGAUACAUUUGCAGGUUCUUCUCAAGAAAUCCCUUUGUUUUCUCAUUUUGUGAUAAUCAGUACAGUACUGCUUUGUUUCCAAGCCUAAAAAGAGAAUUGUGAAGAAAUUGCUUUUGUUUUAGACUUUCAGUUUCUCGAAGUUCAUAUUCUGUAAAAAAAAUGCUCUCUGAGCUUUCUCCAUUCAAGCUCUUGUAAACAAAUAAAUGAAAAUUGCUCUAUGGACUAA